ACACCGUCGCUUCUGUGGCCUUUUUUUCCCUUCCAUCCCCACUUUACCCCCCAUCAUCUCGCACAAUGGCUAUCCACUACUUGAUUUUGCUGUCCCGCCAGGGCAAAGUGCGCCUUGCCAAAUGGUUCACCACCCUGUCGCCUAAGGAGAAGGCCAAAAUCAUCAAGGAUGUGACCCAGCUGGUUCUGUCUCGUCGCACCCGCAUGUGCAACUUCCUCGAGUACAAAGAUACCAAGGUCGUCUACCGUCGCUAUGCCUCGCUGUUCUUCAUCGCCGGAUGCGCCUCCACCGACAACGAGUUGAUCACCCUUGAGGUCGUGCACCGAUACGUCGAGCAGAUGGACAAGUACUACGGAAACGUGUGCGAGUUGGAUAUUAUCUUCAACUUCCAGAAGGCCUACUUUAUCUUGGAUGAGCUCUUGCUGGCAGGAGAAAUGCAGGAAAGUAGCAAGAAGAAUGUGUUGCGGUGCAUUAGUCAACAGGACAGCCUGGAAGAUAUGGAGGUUGAGGAAGAUGUGGUUACGAAGCUGAUGUAGCGCGCGAUUACUGUCACCACCUGAGCGUUCCUGUGUUUCUAUCUAUCGUUGGAAGAUCGCUUUUUCUUUUUCUCUUUGGGGUAUAUUUUGCGCUGCUUGGACCGACGGCGUUGGACGUACAUAGGCGUUUGCUAUCAUUGCGACCUCAGACUAAUUAAUACCACAUUGACUCCUACCAGG
Molecule: messenger RNA, 716 nt
Organism: Aspergillus steynii IBT 23096
Lineage: Eukaryota; Fungi; Ascomycota; Eurotiomycetes; Eurotiales; Aspergillaceae
Product: AP-1 complex subunit sigma
Exons: 5
Coding region: 66-536 (156 amino acids)
Biological process (GO): vesicle-mediated transport; protein transport
Cellular component (GO): intracellular membrane-bounded organelle; AP-1 adaptor complex
Molecular function (GO): clathrin-cargo adaptor activity
Source: RefSeq, a predicted model, not a curated record